Molecule: messenger RNA, 1437 nt
Organism: Striga asiatica
Lineage: Eukaryota; Viridiplantae; Streptophyta; Magnoliopsida; Lamiales; Orobanchaceae
Source: the annotation of a GenBank genome assembly
AUGGAAGUUCCAUUUCAGUCGUUUUCGGAUCAUUAUUACUCGACCGGCGGCAAUUGCGGGCUGUCGGAGCUAUUGGACGACAAAGGCAGCUCGCUAGGGUUUGUGGAGCUGCUCGGGGGCUACGAUGUGGGGCCAUCUGUUUUUGAUGUCUUUGGAGAUGAGCCGUUGAUUCGCCUGCCAGAGGAUCCGAAGAUGGAGGUUCGUGGGCUUGUGGAGGAAGGGUUUAAUGCGCCGGCAACACCUAAUACUUCCUCUAUUUCUUCCGAGUACUCAGGAAAUGAUCACGAGCGGACCAAAGAAGAUGAAGAUGAAGAUGAUGAAGAAGAAGAAGAAGAAGAAAAAGACCAAGGAGAAGAGGAAAAUCGAAAGACUAAGAAGAUGUUGAAAGCGAAGAAAACGAGUCAUAAGAGGCAGAGAGAGCCAAGAUUUGCUUUCAUGACAAAGAGCGAGGUUGAUCAUUUGGAAGAUGGCUAUAGGUGGAGAAAAUACGGCCAAAAGGCUGUCAAAAACAGUCCUUUUCCGAGGAGCUAUUAUAGAUGUACAGAUUCAUCCUGUAAUGUGAAGAAAAGGGUGGAGAGAAAUUCAAACAAUCCAAGCAUUGUCGUGACUACGUACGAAGGCCAACACACCCACCCGAGCCCACAUGUGCCCCGGCCCAUCCCAUCCAUGGGCCCACCACAGCCGUAUUCCGGCCUCUCACCUGAUGACACGGCCCAUUUGCCCGCUUUAGCUCACAAUCAGCAAUAUCUAAUCAACAACUACUCAUCGGCUAUCUUCAACUCGUUCGGCUACAAUUUGCCUGUUUGCUCUAAGCCAAUGCCUUCUGCUUUGCCGACCGUUGACCAUGGGCUUCUUCAAGAUGUCGUGUCCGCUAUUAAGAAGGAAGAGGAGUGAAGAGUGAUAUCUCACUAUAUAUCAAUAUAUAGGUAAAGAGCAAAAGGAAAAUAUUUGUUUUUUGGGUUUGGGUUUGGGUUUGUGUUUGUAUGUCUUUGCUGACUGAUGAUCAUGAGAUUAUUAAUACAAGUUCUUUUGGAAGAAAACUAAAUGUUGAUCUGUCCUAGAUAAUGUUAAUUAGUUAGUUAAUUCCUUAGUCUAGGAAUGCUGAGCGGCUUCUCAUGUGAGAACUGAGAAACCCUAAUAGUGGGAGUUCUAUAAGUUUGUAUUUUUGUUCUCACUAAACUUACAAUAUAGUGUUUUCUUUUCAUCUUUGUUAAGAUUGGUUGUAAUGCCUCACUAAGUAUUCGAAUGAUCAUUACACCUUUCGUCGGAACUUACCCAACAAGGAAUUUCGCUACCUACGACUUUGCAAGUCGAUAAAUUGCCUCCCAAAAUCAGAUUUUUACAAUUUCAAAAUCGGAUUUAAACGGCCAAACCUCAAUUUUGGGAGGCAGUUCGAAUUUCUUUUUAUAGAAGAAGGUGGUUUGUCGGAGACAAAGU